AUGGCGUUUUUUUUACAAGAAACGUUCAAUCCAGACAUUCGACGAGAUCAACCUGAGACAUGGAGUUAUAAAUGGCCAAACUUUUCUAAACUCGGUAUACUUGGCAAUAACCGUUGGCUCUAUCCACAAGCUUGCGAUAAUCGGCAAAAUCCAAAUAUUUAUAAAGUUUUUCAAAUCCUAUUUGGUGAACGUGAAUUAAUAGUUAAUAUUACACGAGCCGGCUUAAUGCGACCGACAAAAAAUAUUUAUUUUUCAACGCGGAAUGAAUUUGAAGAUAGAGAAAACUGGAAAACAAUAUCUGAUUGGCUUCAUUUAGACAUGAAUCCAUUGACUGGACGUGCAACAACAUAUGGAUUUGAACACAGGAGAAAUCGUAUCAGUUGA
Molecule: messenger RNA, 384 nt
Organism: Rotaria socialis
Lineage: Eukaryota; Metazoa; Rotifera; Eurotatoria; Philodinida; Philodinidae
Source: the annotation of a GenBank genome assembly